This is a messenger RNA of Orussus abietinus, 944 nucleotides long. RefSeq lists its product as uncharacterized. The record is from RefSeq and is a predicted model, not a curated record. NCBI's taxonomy places the organism in Eukaryota, Metazoa, Arthropoda, Insecta, Hymenoptera, Orussidae. The transcript has 4 exons. Bases 40 to 753 code for a protein of 237 amino acids.
GGAGAGAUCGAUAUUGACUUUGGAGUCGAUUCCUACAACAUGAAGGCUGCUGUGGCACUUUGCCUUUUAUUCGCUCUUUGCACUUUCGAGCCAUCCAAUGCCACCACCAGCUUGGUUGUCCUUCGCGCUGAAAUCGCGAAAUUAAAAGUGGUAACCACCAAACUGAUCGGCGAGAUGAAGAUCCUCCAUCAUCAACUUUACUCCACCGUGAACUUGAAAUUAGGCAACAUAAGAAUCAAAGCCAACACGGAGAUCUCUACCAUAAUCAACCCUGUGCUCCGCAACAUUGAACAAGCUGCAACCAAAGCAGGCAACAAUGCUCUCCCUUGUUACGAGAGGGCCAAGAGAAGUCUGAACGAGCUUAAGGAAGAAUCUUCUUACCAAUUGGAUUAUUGCACACAAAAUGCAUUGAGCUCCCUCGAACCCCUGGAAGCAAACAUUGCCGAUGCCAUUGGGGUUGGCAACAAAGCUCUGACGUACCUGAACUCCAUCUUCCCGUCGUGCUUCUCCAUCAGCAUCUUCGAGACCGAAAAAUGCGUGAGAGAAAAAAUGCCGGUCGCCGAAGAAUCCGUCGCCAAUUUGCGAAAAGCCGUCGCAGCAGCCAAAGACACGGAAGCUGUGAACACGGAAGUGAUAAUAGAGGAAGCCAGAACUUGCAGCCAAAAGCCUGUCGGAAGAGUUGCACAAAGCGUCGGGAAAGUUCGUGAGAAAGCCUUCGACUGCAUCCAAAAAGCCGAGAAGAACCAGAACUGAGAAAAUGGCGGCGACUUUUCCAUUUUUUUUUGUAACAUUUUAGACGUUCGAGUGCUGGCAUAAAAUUGCAUUUCCUGAUCAUCCUAGGUUAUGUUCAAUUUUAUGGACUUUUAUUUGCGAGAGGCACUUCCUUGGCAAUUCUUGGAGGACAAUGAUUGUGCUCGGAAAUAAAACAAAUGUUUCUUAAUUGA